AUGGAACAGAUUCUGAGCGGAUGCGACGGCUGCGUGGUUUUUAUUGAUGAUGUCCUGGUUUUCGGCGCUGAUCAAGCGGAACACGAUUUGCGACUGAAAAUGGUUCGUCAGAGAUUUCAGGAAUGGAAUGUCGUCCUAAAUGAAGGUAAAUGUGUUUAUGGUGUACCGGAAAUGAAAUUUUUGGGUCAUGUGUUGUCUGCUGAGUGUAUUAAACCAGAUACAGACAAACUAGAGGCAAUCCGCUGUUUUCGGGAGCCAAAAUCUGGGGAAGAGCUAAGAAGCUUCAUUGGCCUCGUGAAUUACCUUGGAAAAUUUAUUCCCGAUUUAGCGACAAUAACUUUUCCGCUCCGGCAGUUGACAAAUAAGAAACAACCUUUCAUUUGGGGUCGUGAACAACAAGAGGCAUUCGUAAAAUUGAAGGACUAUAUGAUUCGUCCGACCACGUUGGGAUAUUUCGAUGUUAAUGAUAGAGCCCAAUUGGUAGCUGAUGCCAGUUCGGUUGGCUUGGGAGCUGUUCUAAUGCAGAUGAAUAAACAAGGUGCUAGGAUCAUAGCUUAUGCUAGUAAGAGUUUAUCAGAUGUAGAGCAACGUUACGCGCAGAUUGAGAAAGAAGCAUUAGCUCUUGUGUGGGCUAUCGAACGAUUUCAUUUCUAUCUGUACGGCCGGUCAUUUGAGCUAAUUACAGAUCAUAAACCCUUGGAGGCCAUUUUCAAACCAAAAUCUAAGCCUUGCGCAAGAAUCGAGAGAUGGGUGGUUCGGCUACAAGCGUACAAAGCGAAAGUUAUCUAUCGACCCGGUAAAACAAAUAUUGCUGAUCCAUUGUCACGGUUGGCAAUCAAAGAUAACAUUUCGGGUAAGACAUUCGACGAAUGCGCUGAAUCUUAUGUACAUUGGGUGACCUCGAAUGCAAUGCCGGUAGCACUGAAGAUCACUGAAAUUGAGCAAGCGUCGGAUUUGGACAAAUCGAUUCAAUCGGUUAAAGUUGGAUUGGAACAAGAUGUUUGGUCGGAAGAUGCUAGCUCGUUUAGGGUUUUCGCUACGGAAUUGUGCUUUGCCAACAAAAUUUUACUUCGGGGAACGCGUAUAGUUAUACCAGAGGCCUUCAAACUGCGAGUACUAGAUCUGGCUCAUGAAGGCCAUCCUGGUAUAACUAUAAUGAAACAGCGUUUGCGAGCCAAGGUGUGGUGGCCGAAGCUUGACACACAAGUCGAACGGUAUGUAAGAAACUGCCGGGGAUGUAUGUUGGUAGCUGCACCCUCUGCACCUGAGCCGAUGAAGCGCAGAGAACUACCAUCAGGACCGUGGCAGCACGUAGCCAUAGACUUCCUUGGACCACUUCCCUCGGGUCAUCAUCUGUUAGUAAUUGUCGACUAUUUCAGCCGCUAUGUUGAGGUUGAAGUUUUUACUAAGACAGCGGAUUCCAGCGAGACUAUCAAGCGACUUGAUCCGAUUUUUGCGCGGUUUGGCUUCCCGUUUUCCAUUACUUCGGGUAAUGGCCGUCAGUUUUCUAGUGGAGAAUUCCAAGAAUAUUGCGAUGGGCAUGGUAUCGAGUUAAUCACCACUACACCGUACUGGCCACAGCAGAACGGUGAAGUAGAACGGCAAAAUCGAUCUAUCUUGAAAAGAUUGACUAUAUGUCAAGCGACGAACGGCAACUGGAUCGAUGAACUGAACAAAUACCUAUUAAUGUACCGUUCAUCUCCACACUCGACCACUGAGAAGACCCCUUCGGAGAUGCUAUUUGGAUACAACAUUCGUUACCGUCUUCCAACGAUACACCAACCAAAGAAUACUGAUGAAGAGACGGCUGAUCGAGAUAAGCAAAUGAAAGAAAAAGGCAAAUUGUAUGCUGAUGAACGUCGAAACGCUAAACCAAGUCUAAUUUCUGUAGGAGAUAAGGUUCUGGUAAAAAAGAUGGCACGACCGAAUAAGCUGGCACCCUAUUUUGACCCUCAAGUAUUCAGAGUAUUAAAAAGGAAAGGUGGAGACGUCAUAGUAAUUUCGGAGGAAACUGGCGUCAAAUACAGAAGACAUGUAUCACAUUUGCAACGAAUUCCCAGCACCAAUGCUGGUUCUACACCGAAUUCAAAUGAAGUGGAUGGACCGUCAAAUUUGUAUUCCCUCAACAGUGACAUAGCAAGUGGAAGCGAUGAACGAUCAACAUGUCUGGGUGAGCCAAAUGUUUCUAGUGAUUCGAGAACUAGACGUAUCACACGGCAGCCAGCUUACAUGCAAGACUACGUACAAACCGUGUAUGAAAAUUCUGGGAAAUAA
Wyeomyia smithii (pitcher-plant mosquito) is the source of this 2274-nucleotide messenger RNA. RefSeq lists its product as uncharacterized. Gene Ontology annotation, biological process: DNA integration. The transcript has a single exon. Lineage: Eukaryota; Metazoa; Arthropoda; Insecta; Diptera; Culicidae. Gene Ontology annotation, molecular function: nucleic acid binding. The record is from RefSeq and is a predicted model, not a curated record. The coding region runs from base 1 to 2274 and encodes 757 amino acids.